This is a messenger RNA of Colossoma macropomum (tambaqui), 1554 nucleotides long. RefSeq lists its product as uncharacterized. Lineage: Eukaryota; Metazoa; Chordata; Actinopteri; Characiformes; Serrasalmidae. The record is from RefSeq and is a predicted model, not a curated record. The transcript is spliced from 2 exons. The coding region runs from base 753 to 1526 and encodes 257 amino acids.
GGGGGUUGAUGUGUAUAAAAAUGUAAACAUCAGUGGUAUGACAUCACAUGUGAAAUAUGUAAAAAAAUUUCCCAGGGGUUGGUGUGUGUAAAAUGUAAACAUCAGUUAUAUGACGUCACAUGUCAAAAUUGCAACUAAUUUUCCCAGGAGGUGAUGUGUGUAAAAACUGUGAACAACUAUUGUAGGUUGUAAAGAAUUUUUUUUUUUUCCGGUGAUAAAAUGUUGAAUUUUCCCCAGGGUGCGUGUUGGGAGGGGUGGCAAGCGUGAGCAAAAUUUUCCCCUCUUGAGAAGUGUUAAUGAAAAAAAUGAUGUAAAAGUUUAAAGAGGUGUGAAAAAAUAAGAGUAAGGAUGAAAAAUAAUUAAAAAAAAAGAUGCGAGGACUUACCGUCGGUGGGGUGGGGUGGGUUGGGGUGGGGUGGGGUGGUUGGGUCGGGGUAUGGUGUGUGUGUGUGUGUGUGUGUGAAUGCUUUUUGAUAACUACCCGAGGUUUGCCCGGUAUGAUGCGUGGGAAUAAUUUUCAAAAGAUUCCCAGGAUGUGUUUUGGAAAAAAAGAUGUGUUUUGGAAAAAAAGAUUCCCAUGAUGUAAUGGUAUGACGUAGUUGUUGUUGUUGUGUUUUUGAGUGACAGCAGCAAGUGGGGGGCCCCCGUUCUGCUAAGCGUGACUAAUAAUUGAACAGGUGUCGUGUUGUUUUUCUCCUCACAAUACUAUAAAAACUGGCCGAGAGCCAUAAUAGUUGUAAAAGUUACUCAUUAUGGACCAGUUUGCGAGCAAUUACAAUACCCCUGCUGGGGGUGAAGCUGAGGUGAUAAACUUAUCGACCGACUCCGAGUACGAGUCUGACACCGAAUCUGCGAGAAGUACGAUGGUUCUCACAGAUUCUGACGAAUCAUCCACAGUGGAGGAUGGUGUUGUUCGCAACACCCCAGAAAAGGACGCGCCAAACUCAGCUGUCGUUCAGGAAAGACCCAGCGUGAUCGUGUGGCGAUCUUUCAGCGGCACAGGUUCAGACGAAUCACUCAGAGCGGGGGCGGUGGAUGAAGUUAUUUGUAUCACCCCUGAAAAAGAUGCGACAAACUCGGCGGCGGUUCAAGAAAGACCCAGCGUGAUCGUUUGCAACGUCACCAACUGUGUCAACUGUAUCACCGCCACGGUCCGCUCGCCGCCGCGACCGGACCAGGAGGAGGAGGAGGAGGAGGAGGAGGAGGAAGAGAUUCCGGGGGUUUGUCAGCCACGACCCGGCGACCGUGUUUGCAACACGCCGAAAGUCGCAGAUUACAGCCCGGUCUCCGAUUACGAGGAGCGAGUUGAUGAGUCGAGAGUUUCUGCUAAUUUGACAUCAACGAUGAGAUCUGUUUUAUUUAACGACAACGCUGUAUCUUUUUUUGAUGACAGGGUACAGAACGACGAAUUUGAACAUGUUGCGACAAACGGGGGUGUAAACUUUCUAAACGUCGAAGAUCCGGUCGAUUUGUUUGAACUUGAAACUUUAGUGGACAGAACUUUUCGCUGCGACUUCAUUCAAUAGAAUGAGUGUCGCUCAGCAAAACGAUACA